AUGUCUAAGUGGCGUAUUUUCUCUGAUGAUGGAUCAAAUUAUCGUUGGGAGGAUAUCGGUCCGGUCUCGCCGUCGAAACUGGAUGAUGACCCGAAAGGAACUCCUAUUGCUCCAUACCUUUCUAUGGUCGAUCUCCUUCUUGAAGGUUUAGAUGGUUUUUUUCUCAUCAGUGCCAGCAAGGAUUCCAGUCCCAUGCUGAGGAAUGGAGAAACAGGAGAUUGGAUAGGAACAUUUGAAGGACACAAGGGCGCAGUGUGGAGUGUUUGCUUGGGCACAAACGCUUUUCGUGCUGCUUCUGCUUCUGCUGACUUUUCUGCGAAAGUGUGGGAUGCACUAACCGGUGAUGUCUUGCACUCAUUUGAGCACAAGCAUAUAGUUCGAGCCUGUGCUUUUUCAGAGGUAAAGUUAUUUCUUACUUUCCGUUGAAGCUUUAACUUGGGGGGAAUUAUGGAAGCAUAUGUAUGGUAGGAUAUGCUAGGAAAAAUAAAAGAAAGAUAUAGUAU
Hibiscus syriacus is the source of this 503-nucleotide messenger RNA. RefSeq names its product serine-threonine kinase receptor-associated protein-like. The coding region runs from base 1 to 426 and encodes 141 amino acids. Lineage: Eukaryota; Viridiplantae; Streptophyta; Magnoliopsida; Malvales; Malvaceae. Gene Ontology annotation, biological process: spliceosomal snRNP assembly. Gene Ontology annotation, molecular function: protein binding; RNA binding. The record is from RefSeq and is a predicted model, not a curated record. Gene Ontology annotation, cellular component: SMN complex. The transcript has 4 exons.